AGCAGAAUGGGGUGAUGUCUUGGAUGACGUAUAACAAUGCAGAUUGGCUGGUAUUCGCACGGCCCUAGAGUGCCAUUUCCAGCGGCAGCAUACAGUGCGGAUACAGCCCUACUUAGUGGCCAUCCCGUCCAUCCCCUCACACCUGAGCUUGUUCAUCCCACCUCACCCCACCCUCUCAACCAACAACCACCACUACAAACGACGCCGUCUCGCACUCCACCAACAGUCCGACGUCCAACCAUGGCCCAGGCGUUUGUCACGAUCGCCUCGCCGGAGGUCAGCAGAUACCUCGAAGCGGCAGUCUUCUGGAACUAUUCUGGGCCUGUUCUAGAAGCCUGUUCCCCUCUCGAGCCUCAUAUCAUCCCGCACUAGCUGUUUAAAAGCUGGAGGUCCGAGACCAAUCCCCCACCCCCUCACCGGCCGUAACCGCAAGCGACGAGAUGGCGCCCCAAGUCAUACAUCUGCCCGACGGCCAGACCUUUACCGUCACGCCUGUGUUCGCAGGCCUUGGCUUCAAGAGCCACGAGCUGAACACCCACCGCCACGCCUUCCCCAUCGGCUGGACUGUCGUCCUAAACACCGAGGCCGAUUCGGACGACGACGGCGACGAAGACGAUGACGAUGAUAAGGAUACCGAUACGGACCGUCACGGCGCCGAGAAUGGCCACGGCGUCUUUCUCGACGGAGACAAGGGCGCCGCCGCCCGUGUGAAGAGGCACAUCCACUCGUUUGCGAAGCCGACGCUGCAGGGCGACAACCUCUUCAUCUCGUCGAUUGCGAACCCCUCGAGCUCCGAGUUCAAGCCGGCCGCCAGCCCCACCCGGCAGAUCGCCAUGAUGCUGUGGAUCACGCUCUACUGGUACUUCCACCAGCCCGAGCCGGACUCGCAGGUCCCCGCCGGCGCCGCAAAGGCCACUCCCCUCGGGGCCAAGCCGCGCGGGGAGUGGAAGAUCAACAUCAAGCGCGACGGCGUGCUGCGGGGCCGCAACUUGAUCCCCAAGCUGGAGCGCAUGGGGCUCAUCGCCUCGGCUGACACUGCCGUCGGCACGAGCGUCGACGACAACGACGAAGGCUGGACGCGGAUGUUUGCGACUCGCCGGAUGUUCUGGCAGCUCCCGGGACGGCUUUUUCUCUUCUCGCUGCAGCCCAACAGGUCUAUGAGCUCGUUCCCCGGGUCACCCACCAGCAGCCGCCCCGGUUCACCUACUCGGGGCGAGGGGGCUCAUAGCCCGCACUAUCACUCCCCACACUCGUCGUUUGGACGCCUGGACACCGACCUUCCUGGUGGACCGAUUCCAACCACCAUGGUGACGGUCCCAAGCUUCCCAAUCGGUCCAUUCUUCUCGAGCUCUCACCUCCCCACGUACUACCCGCCUCCGCCGCUCCAGUACAUCUUCACGAACAACAUUCGCCACCCCCUUCGGCCAAAGCCCCCGAGGAUGGGAGAAGUCUUUUACACCCGGUUUGUUCCGAGUGUUGGCCAGUACCUGUCGUUCCGAGUCGCGUCGUCCUCUCCAAAGCCAGUGCCAUACUAUGGCCCGGUUGGGCUCGACCCCCCGGUUAAUGUUCACACGACUACACUCAGCGAUAAUGACCUCAUGAAAAUGUGGAUGGGAAAGCCCCGUGUAAAUGCUUUCUGGGGUGACUACGGCCCGGAUUUCCUCACGAACUCUUUGAACCAGCCACAUUCAUUCCCCGUCAUUGGACAAUGGGAUGGCGUGCCCUUUGGGUACUUCGAAAUCUAUUGGGUCAAGGAGGAUAUUUUGGGCCGCCACCUUGGCAAUGAAGCUGGGGAGUGGGAUAGAGGACUUCAUGUUUUGAUUGGUGAAGAAUGGGCCAGAGGCCGGGUGCCCGUCUGGUUGUCGGGUCUGGUGCAUUGGUGUCUGACAUCGGACUACCGCACCAUGAACAUUUGCCUAGAGCCAAGGGUGGACAACGCUAGAUUUCUGCAACGUCUUGAGUAUUCAGGUUUCUGUCGAGAGAAGCAGAUAUCCUUCCCUCACAAGCAAUCCUGGUAUGUGCGCAUGCGCCGGGAACAAUGGGAAGGGCCUGCCCUCUGAGGGCGUUGCCUAUGCUGAGACGACUGGUGUGACUGCAUGGAAUGAUUUUUAUGUAUUCAAUUUUAUGUUGAGCGAGCGGGUGUUGAUAUCGCAAUGUGGGCGCAGUGAUUCAGCGAUGAACAAAUGCGAUAACAAAAUUGGCUUUGACAUUUGGAGAAGAAAUCAGAACUAGUCUGUUGUUCUUUCUGCGGCUUUGUCUUUCAUAGCCCCCGGACGUGGUCUACAAUACAGCUUCUCUUUCUUGGAUAGCACGAACACAUGAAUUUCUCCAGUGUCGCUGUCGAGGUGUAAAAACCCAUGUUUCAUUCCAUUUUCAUGUGUAAAGUUCGUACCCUGUUCCAGAUACUGUCCGUCAUGCCGGGUAUUGUUCAUCAAUGAACAGUGCCGGAUUUCAACAUCU
This is a messenger RNA of Ilyonectria robusta, 2460 nucleotides long. Its product is annotated as acyl-CoA N-acyltransferase. The transcript has 2 exons. Bases 441 to 2060 code for a protein of 539 amino acids. NCBI's taxonomy places the organism in Eukaryota, Fungi, Ascomycota, Sordariomycetes, Hypocreales, Nectriaceae. The record is from RefSeq and is a predicted model, not a curated record.